UUAUCAGGGGUCUUUAUUUAUAAUCUUUCUUUUGCAGACUGAAAUCUGGAUUUGAUGCAAGACUGAAAACAGGCAUUGUUGAUGGCUUAGGAGAUAUCAAAGACAUGCUGGUUUGCUUCACAACAUUAUUGCAAACUAUUCGAGAUACAAUGAAGUGUUUCAUUGUACUUUCCAAAUGUUAAUGGAUUUAUUGUAUCCCAAUAACAUUUUUGUUGACUCCUCCUUGUUACAAUAGCUAAAAUGCAAGGGCAGAAUUUACUGCAAAUUAAUAGUGUGGAAGGAGAAAACCAGUCAUGUUUGAAAGCUCUCUCUACAGAGAAGUAUGCCAUGUCACCAAGUGAGUACAGCUGUAGAACUGGAAGCCAUCAUUUAAACCAAAAUAGAAAUCUGGAUGCAUCCCUAGAAAUGGAACUGGUUCAGAAAAAAAUUCACAGCAAGAGUGAUGAUGGAACAAUUGAUGAAGGAUCACUGGAGAUUCUUCAGGAUAUCAACACAAUGGAAUCCAGCAAUACUUGGGGUGAUUUUGAAGGUUUCAGUGAGGUCAAGCUGGUGAACUUGAGUAACAUUCCAGAACCUUUGGACAAGAUAAAUGAAAAGGUGUCACAUACAAAUGGUAUGGAUAUCAAUGACACUCAUUCCACUACCUCAUUCAGGCAAGUUCUUUCCAAAGCAGUUGGAUACGAAAAAGAAACAAUUGCUAAAGCUGCAAUGAAGGUUGCCAUCAGUUCUGAAGAUAUUGUUAAACAGAGUUUUCCUGAAAUCCCAGUACCACAGUGCUUGGAUAAAAUAAGUACAUUGAAGCAAGUGCUUCACCCAGAAAGAGAAGAUGCAGACAUUCCUGAAUGUACAGAGAAACAAGCUUGGCUUGACUCAGCAAAUUUAUGGAAAACUCUAACUCAGUGCAAUACCCCUUCUGAUUUAAGAUGCCAUCAAAAUGAAUUUCAUUGUCAAGAAAAUCUUUUAGCUGUGCUUGGAAUCAAUGCUAAUCAAAAGGCUGUUCCAGAAUUUAAGGUCAGUAGUUUGGAAAAAACUAACAGAGAAAAUGAAGAUUCCGGUGUCGACAAAUUCAACCUUAGCACUUGUAAAGCACUAAUUCAAACUAAGCUAUCUGUAACUCCUGAGCCAAGACAGAAUCAUCUGUUUACUUAUAACUUGUUCCUGAAGAAGACUCCAUCCAGCGCAAAUAUGCAAUAUAUAACAGUUUCACAAAAAAAGAGGUUUUUUACUGCACAAAGUUUAAGAAUGAAAAUAUUUAGCAGUAAUGUUUGCUAAUGGAAAUGUUUGCCAUUGUAUCACUUUUGUAAACAAAUUUUAAAAAGAAAUGUCUUUGGGGGGGAAAAUGUGCUUCAUCCAUGUAUUUUAUUUUAUAGAUACGAGUAUGGUUUGGUCAUGAUAUCACUAAUGGAUAAAUCACUAAAUGAACAAACCAGAAGUAUGCUUUCAGAGAUGGCAAAUGUGCUGUGGUCACUCUUGCUCUUUUGCUGACAUUUUAAAAACCUUUUUAAUUGCGCCCUGUUUUAGAAACAUGUGUUGUGCUAUUUGUGUGCCCAAUCACUGUUCCUCUAAACUCUUUUAGACAGAUAUGAUACCUAGAAUACAUAGUGUAUGUUCCUGCCUCUGUUACAUUUGAUUUUUUUUAAUCAGCUGCAAUUCCACUGGUAAGUCUUACCAACUAUCCUGGCAGGGAAAUGUACUAAUUUGUGUAACGGCCCAUUGUCUACUCUCAUAAGUUUGCAUUUGAUUUGAUUUUUUUCAAGAAUUUUUAUAUCUAUCCUUAAAUCUUGAUCUCUCCUCUUGCUGUAGAAAGGCACGCUGUGGCUCCUGAACCUGUUUAUGUGACCUGAAGAUCCUUCCAUCAUAAUUUUUGUGUUGUAAUGAGAUUGACUAGCUGUACUGUGCACCCUAAAAUAAGCAUAAUACAUUUAAACCUGUACAAGAGAGGGCCUUCUCGUGAUAUACUUGCAAAGAAAAAAAUAUGGAAAUGUUUAGUUUGUGUUGCUCAACUGUCCUGCUGUAUAGCAUUGAAAGCAAAUGCUUAUUUUGUUAUUCUUGGUUUAACAUAGUUGAGUAACAGGCAAACUCAAUGGCUGAUAUCCAUUUAUGAGCAUGUGUACACAUUGAAAUGAGUUGCUUCUGUUAGCACUGCAGAAAUAAGAGAGCAUUCACUUUUUGCUAUGUUUUUUCCCAAGCAAUCCUGGAUACCUGCUGUCAUCAUUUCUAUAUAACUAUAUUUCCUAUUUUUCAUAUUGGAAGCCUGGCUUUUAAAACUAGCACUUAAUAAAAAGCAGUAGUUUAGGUUCUUUUUAUUAAACUUCAGGGAACCAUUUCAUAUUAGUCUGCUGAUUUUGGUACAGAGAGUCUGGCAUACUGAUAACAUUUCUUGAAGUAGGUGAAUAAGUCCCUUGUAUUCAAAUUGGUUUGAAGUAUCUUGCUACUACAGCUAGAUACUUCAGCAUCUCCCUUACUUUGAUAUCCAGGUCAUUUUAAAACUGAGAAAUGGUUACAAAAAUAGAUUGUUCAGUAUGGUGAUUAAUAUAUGGGAAGUCAUGUCCUUAGUUUCUAUUAUCAUGAACAAUCAGGUACUAUAACCUCCCCUUGUUUUAGAGUAAUUUCUUUCCUUUGUUUUAAAAUGUUUGCAAUUUAUAUUUCAGAGUUUCUGAUAAAUUUUAUAAAGCCUUUUAGUCCAUACCUAUUGGCUUACUACUAGCAAAGACUCAUGUAGCUUCUGACUUGCCAGGACAAAUGCUAUCUGGAUGCAGCCUAAUCUAUCCUCUACUAUGUUUACAGUUUGCAUAGGUUCUUCUCAGCUAAUGGAGUAAAACCUAUUGAGCACUAUUUUGUGUACUACCAUUCAUUUUUAGAAUAAUAGUUCAGUUAAACUUGCAGUUGCCUUUGUGUAAUUCAAGGGUGAGAAACUGUCUUGCGUUAGACAUUCCUGAGCUACAACUCUUGAGGGUCCCUUACCAUCAAAGGGUUCUUCAACCCUGGUUUAGUAGCUGUUUAGUGACAGGUGCGUCAGAGUUAUGCAGACACGUUCCUACCACUGUCUGAAGGCUUGUAACAUUAAUAAAUCUAAAGUUGAUAAAACU
Molecule: messenger RNA, 3089 nt
Organism: Protobothrops mucrosquamatus (brown spotted pit viper)
Lineage: Eukaryota; Metazoa; Chordata; Lepidosauria; Squamata; Viperidae
Gene: CLBA1
Product: clathrin binding box of aftiphilin containing 1
Exons: 5
Coding region: 241-1272 (343 amino acids)
Biological process (GO): intracellular transport
Cellular component (GO): trans-Golgi network membrane; AP-1 adaptor complex
Molecular function (GO): clathrin binding
Source: RefSeq, a predicted model, not a curated record